Messenger RNA from Ophidiomyces ophidiicola, 663 nucleotides. RefSeq lists its product as uncharacterized. The record is from RefSeq and is a predicted model, not a curated record. Lineage: Eukaryota; Fungi; Ascomycota; Eurotiomycetes; Onygenales; Onygenaceae. The transcript has 2 exons. The coding region runs from base 1 to 663 and encodes 220 amino acids.
AUGCAGACCGGCAACACCGUCUUCCUCGGCCUGGGCGCGUCGGACGCCGCCCUGCGCAAAUCCUCCAAGUGGCUGAAGGCGCUGGUCUCCAUCGCCGCCUUCAUCGCCGGCAGCUGCCUGUUCGCGCUGACCCGCUGGCUCGGCCCCCAGCGCCGCCGCACCCUGGCCGGCUCGUUCGCCGUGCAGGCCGUCUUCUUGGCCGUCGCCGCCGUGCUGCUGCGCACCGGUGCUAUCUCCGGCGACACUCACAGCACCACCACCAGCAGUACCAUCCUUGUUGUCGACGACGGCGCGCCCGACCGAGCCGUAUUCCUCCAGCUCGUGCCCAUCGCGCUGGUCGCCUUCCAGUCCGCCGGGCAGAUGGCUGCCAGCCGCCUGCUGGGCUUCAGCGAGAUCCCCACCACCGUGCUGACCAGCCUGUAUUACGACCUGGCCGCCGACCCGGCCUUGCUAGCCCCCCUGCGCGAGAACGUCAAACGCAACCGCCGCUUCGCCGCCGCGGUCGCUGUGGUUGCUGGCGCUGUGCUGGGUGGCUGGCUGGCGCGCGCGACCGGUGGUAUCGAGACCGCGCUGUGGAUGGCCGCGGCUACAAAGUUCGCAGUGGCUGUUGCCUGGCUGUGCUGGCCCGCCAGCAGCAAGACGCCGCCUGCUCUCUCCGGCUAA